GAGUUCCAUGCAAAGAACAGAAAAGCGUCCAACGUCUGGUGGGCUUGAAGAAUCUGGUCGAAACAUCAUGCGCCAGAAUUUGGCAAGCGCAUAAUGCUUCACCUGAGGCAUACGAUGCCAGCCAUUUCCUCGACAAUCUCCCGCUUGUUGAUCAUCUUUCAUUCAUGGAAGCUCUUCCCGAAGCAACAUUCCCUGCUCUAACUUAGUAACUAGCAGGGAAGCUGCUUCAAACAUUGCCUACAUCGUUGUCAAGCCUACGGGACAUAGUGAUGAACUUGUACAUACCCAAUGCACUACUUUCUGCAGAAGUUAGCGUUCAAUACUUUGGCGACAUCGUGUGGCUGUCGUUUGCGAUUGCUGGAUCAAUCUCGUUCGCAGAGGAAUGUAGUUCCCGAGCACUCAUUGUGGCUAUGAAGGCGUCCUCAUGUACCCAUCUAGGGAUAACAUCCAAGGAGGUGGAAGAGAUCGCGAACGCACUUGAUUCUACACCCGUGGAAUCGCUCAAGCACAUUAUUGUAUGUGGCGACGUGGAUUUAGCUCCUCUUCAUGUCACAGGCCUGGAGAUAUGUAAUGUAUGUCUGGUUCAAUUUGUAUACGCCCCCCCUCCCCCUCCCCUGAAAUUGACCACGAUCACAAAGUAUAUCCCGGAUUAUAGGCAAGAAAGAGCAUCCUAUAGACAUUCUCUACCCGGAGGAUCGGAGCACAAGCGUCAUCACCCCGAAGAAGUUGUGGAACUUCUGCCAGGCGGUACAGUAGCGAACGGGUCUCUUGGUAAGCCGAGGUGGUCCGCUACAUCGAACGUCAUACGUCUGUCCCGGUUCCCAGAAUACGGUUAGCGUUCCGCCGCAAGAACGAUACAUAUCUCGUGAUGGAUUGUAUU
Molecule: messenger RNA, 880 nt
Organism: Somion occarium
Lineage: Eukaryota; Fungi; Basidiomycota; Agaricomycetes; Polyporales; Cerrenaceae
Source: the annotation of a GenBank genome assembly